Molecule: messenger RNA, 390 nt
Organism: Plasmodium reichenowi
Lineage: Eukaryota; Apicomplexa; Aconoidasida; Haemosporida; Plasmodiidae
Product: acylphosphatase, putative
Exons: 2
Coding region: 1-390 (129 amino acids)
Molecular function (GO): acylphosphatase activity
Source: RefSeq, a predicted model, not a curated record
AUGAGAUUUUCGCAUAUUUUUCAUUCCUUUCUUUUAUUUCCUCAGACAAAAUAUAUAUCCAACAGAAAUUUUUUGUUAAAAAAUUUUUCAAGCUCAAAUAAAAUGAUACAUACCUUCGAUUUUGAGGUUUUUGGAAAAGUACAAGGUGUUUUUUUUCGAAAAUAUACCAAGUUGGAAGCUGAUAAAUUAAACAUAAAAGGUUAUGUUCAGAAUACUAAUGUAAAUACUGUUAUAGGUAGAGCUGAGAGUGAUAACAAAGAAACGUUGGAGAAGUUUAAAAACUUCUUGACUAAUAUUGGUAGCCCCUCUUCAAAAAUUAAUAAAUGUGUUAUAAGUAAUGAGAAGGUCAUGGACAAUUACUGCAGUCCUGAUUUUACCAUAAAGAGAUAA